This is a messenger RNA of Ailuropoda melanoleuca (giant panda), 3317 nucleotides long. It is a transcript of the gene YTHDC1, whose product is annotated as YTH N6-methyladenosine RNA binding protein C1. Bases 298 to 2538 code for a protein of 746 amino acids. NCBI's taxonomy places the organism in Eukaryota, Metazoa, Chordata, Mammalia, Carnivora, Ursidae. Gene Ontology annotation, biological process: regulation of alternative mRNA splicing, via spliceosome; mRNA splicing, via spliceosome. The transcript has 17 exons. Gene Ontology annotation, molecular function: N6-methyladenosine-containing RNA reader activity; mRNA binding. The record is from RefSeq and is a predicted model, not a curated record. Gene Ontology annotation, cellular component: nucleoplasm.
GUUUCCCUUCCCUCCCCUUACCCCCUCCCGUCCCCAAACCCCAACGGGAAGGCUGGGCCUAGGGCGCCAGAGGUUGCAGUGAAAGGAGAAAAGGAGAAAAGGGAGAAAGGGAAGAAGCGGGAAGAAAAAGCGUGAGUCGAGAAGGGUGAGCGGUAGAGGCCAAGGUGCGAAGCGCGCAGCCCAGCGGCCGGGCUGACGGACGUGCCCGUGCUACGGCUGCCGCGGCUGCGGCGCCCGCGCGAGUCGCGUCGAAGCGGCGGCGGCAGCAGCAGUAGCAGCGGAAACAGGAGGGGAGCAAUGGCGGCCGACAGCCGGGAGGAGAAAGAUGGAGAACUUAAUGUUCUAGAUGAUAUUUUGACUGAAGUACCAGAACAGGAUGAUGAACUGUAUAAUCCAGAGAGUGAACAAGAUAAAAACGAGAAAAAGGGAUCAAAAAGAAAAAGUGACCGAAUGGAAUCUACUGACAUUAAGCGCCAGAAGCCUUCUGUUCAUUCAAGACAGUUGAUUUCUAAGCCACUGAGUUCAUCUGUUAGCAAUAACAAAAGAAUAGUUAGUACUAAAGGAAAGUCAGUUGCAGAGUAUAAAAAUGAGGAAUAUCAAAGAUCUGAAAGAACCAAGCGUCUGGAAGCUGAUCGGAAGAUUCGUUUGUCAAGCAGUGCUUCUAGAGAACCUUAUAAGAGUCAACCUGAAAAAACUUGUCUCCGGAAAAGGGAUCCUGAAAGGAGGACCAAAUCCCCUACACCAGAUGGUUCUGAGAGAAUUGGGCUUGAAGUGGAUAGACGUGCAAGCAGAUCCAGCCAAUCUUCUAAGGAAGAAGUGAACUCUGAAGAAUAUGGCUCUGACCAUGAGACUGGCAGCAGUGGUUCUUCCGAUGAGCAAGGCAACAAUACUGAGAAUGAGGAGGAAGGGGUGGAGGAUGUGGAGGAAGAUGAAGAGGUAGAAGAAGAUGCAGAGGAAGAUGAAGAAGUGGAUGAAGAUGGAGAAGAGGAGGAGGAGGAAGAGGAGGAGGAGGAGGAGGAGGAGGAGGAAGAAGAGGAGGAGGAAGAAGAAGAAUAUGAACAGGAUGAGAGAGACCAGAAGGAAGAGGGAAAUGAUUAUGAUACUCGAAGUGAAGCUAGCGACUCUGAUUCUGAAUCCGUUUCUUUCACAGAUGGAUCUGUCAGAUCUGGUUCAGGCACAGAUGGAUCAGAUGAGAAAAAGAAGGAAAGGAAGAGAGCUAGAGGAAUCUCUCCAAUUGUUUUUGAUAGAAGUGGAAGCUCUGCAUCAGAGUCCUAUGCAGGUUCAGAAAAGAAGCAUGAGAAAUUAUCAUCUUCCGUUCGUGCUGUCCGAAAAGAUCAAACCAGUAAACUCAAAUAUGUCCUACAGGAUGCAAGAUUUUUUCUCAUAAAGAGUAACAACCAUGAGAAUGUGUCUCUUGCCAAAGCUAAGGGUGUUUGGUCCACGCUGCCUGUAAAUGAGAAGAAAUUAAAUGCUGCAUUCAGAUCUGCAAGGAGUGUUAUAUUAAUAUUUUCUGUCAGAGAGAGUGGAAAAUUUCAAGGAUUUGCAAGACUUUCUUCAGAAUCACAUCAUGGAGGAUCUCCUAUACAUUGGGUGCUGCCAGCAGGAAUGAAUGCUAAAAUGUUGGGAGGAGUUUUUAAAAUUGACUGGAUUUGCAGGCGUGAAUUACCCUUCACUAAGUCAGCUCAUCUCACCAAUCCUUGGAAUGAACAUAAACCAGUAAAGAUUGGACGUGAUGGACAGGAAAUUGAACUUGAAUGUGGAACCCAGCUUUGUCUUCUAUUUCCCCCCGAUGAAAGUAUUGACUUGUAUCAGGUCAUUCAUAAAAUGCGUCACAAGAGAAGAAUGCAUUCUCAGCCCCGAUCAAGAGGACGUCCAUCCCGUCGAGAACCAGUCCGGGAUGUGGGAAGGCGUCGACCAGAAGAUUAUGAUAUUCAUAACAGCAGAAAGAAACCAAGGAUUGACUAUGCCCCUGAGUUUCACCAGAGACCAGGGUAUUUAAAGGAUCCACGAUACCAGGAAGUAGACAGUUUCACAAAUCUUAUUCCCAACAGACGAUUUUCAGGAGUUCGCCGAGAUGUGUUUUUAAAUGGGUCCUACAAUGAUUAUGUGAGGGAAUUUCAUAACAUGGGACCACCACCACCUUGGCAAGGAAUGGCUCCUUAUCCUGGAAUGGAACAACCUCCACACCAUCCUUACUAUCAGCACCAUGCUCCACCUCCUCAAGCUCAUCCCCCUUACUCAGGACAUCACCCAGUACCACAUGAAGCAAGAUACAGAGAUAAGCGAGUAGUAAGUGCACGAGAAGGCUCAAGUCAUGAUUAUGACAUGAGGGUGGAUGAUUUCCUUCGUCGCACACAAGCUGUUGUCAGUGGUCGGAGAAGUAGACCCCGGGAAAGAGAUCGGGAGCGAGAGCGAGACCGCCCUAGAGAUAACAGAAGAGACAGAGAACGAGAUAGAGGACGUGAUAGAGAAAGAGAAAGAGAGCGAUUAUGUGACCGGGACAGAGACCGAGGGGAGAGAGGUCGAUAUAGAAGAUAAUGCGCUUUUGGAAGCACUGAUUGUUUAAAGAUAAAAAAAUCUUGUAUUUUUUUUUUUUGUGUGUGUUUACAAGUAGUAAAUUUAUUUUCAGCGGUCUACUUAAAGUUCAUUGUGUAGAAGGGUUUAUUAUAUCCCUCUUUGUUCCAAGCAUGCAGUAUAAUAAGAACUGGAAAAACUCAAAUCCUCCAAAAAUGCACAGUUGACAGUUUGAGCUGACACUUCUAUUGGAGCAGAAUGGAACAGUCCAAGAAUGUAGAUAUUGAUUCAUUCUCCAUAAAUGUUCAUCUACUUAAAGUGUGUUCAUCCUAGAGUUAUUUUUUGUUUGUUUUCUUUUUUUUGGAUCUUGAUUGAUGACUGCCAUGAUAUUUUGCUUUGAUGUGUUUCUAAAAGUAGUUGCACACGGUUCAGUAAAAAUAAUGCUGCUAUCGAGUAUGCAAAUAUUGAAGUAUGAUGGUUUGACAGUAUGGCAGUGUUGUAGCAGCCUCUUUGUUUCUCCCUUUCCCUCUUUUUUUAAUCUUAAAAAGUCACUUUUUAUUUUUCUUCAGUCUUCAAUAAUGAGAGCAAUAUUAAGAAGACAUUGCUAUCUAAUUUUUAAUCUUUUUAAAUAAAAAAUUCCUAUGUUCAGUAGCAUGGUUGAUGCUGUCGUUUAGCCUUCCCCUCCAAACUGUAUACAUUGGCUUGGAAUGUUCACAACUUGCGUGUGUGGCAGCGGAAGAUAAUUCCCAUAUUCUACAUUGCUACUGUUUUGUAUAAAAUAAAUUGGUAAAGAUUGACACUUA